GCAAGAUGUCCACAAUUAAUAGUACACAACGAUCUCGCAUCAGCACGGGAAGUUACGACAGAAAAUUAAGAUAUCGUGCAUUACUUGAAAAAUUGACAGCCGAAGAUGAAUGCAACAACCUGGAUGUCAUGCAGCAGACAGCCACAGAGACUCUCCAGAAAGUGCAGGAGCUGCUGGCUGAAGGCGACGUAGAGGAAAGGGUUAAACAUCCUGGUGAAGGUUACCUUGACUCCCGUGUACUCCGGGCUACUAGUGAGAUUGCCGUACGAUGCUCGGAGUCUGUCAGCGCUAACACCAAUGCCUAUGAUAAACAUGAACUUGCGCAACACAUUCGCGAAAACCCUAGCUACUGGGAUUUCAUGUUCCCUCUAGAAGUUCCAACAGUAGCGUACUUACAUGGCACAUUUGCCCCCACCCCCCCAGAGCAACGGGCCAGAUUGCCCCGAAAAAGGGUGGAAAGACAGCAAGCUGCUGCAUUAAAAGCUCCGGAGACUGUUGACAAAUUAGAGAGAUCCGAAGAGGGCUCGGAAAUGGUGAGCCGGGUGAAUCGGUUCUUGAAUAAAACGUUCAAGGAGCGAGGAGGCACCCCUCUAAGCUAUUUCCACGUCGUGAUCGACCCCGACAGCUUCAGCCGGACCAUCGAGAACAUCUACCACGUCUCGUUCUUAGUCAGAGAUGGGAUGGUUGCGGUAAAACUAGAUGAUAACUAUGGCCUCCCAUUCAUAACACCCUUGGCAAAGCAGAAGGAACGUAGAGAUAUUGAUGACGAGAACCAAUUCAUUGUCUCCAUCGAUAUGCAGCUUUGGCAGGAUCUAAAAGAAGCCUUCGACAUACAAAAGCCGAUGAUGGGGUUGAAGAGAUAAGAAUGUAUGGCCUAAAGUGUUACCAAAGAAUAACAAAUAGCUUUUUCAUCACACUUGUACGUAAAUAGUAAGAUUGCACGCAGGCUAACUUGAUUAUAAUGCCCCAAAUAAACCUAAAACCUUCGGGUAUUUUUUCUGCUCAUUACCGAUUAUGGUUGUUAUGGGCUAUCAUACUAUUUACGUUCAAGUGUGAUGAAAACAAUGUAUGUUUCACGGGCGGUAUGGGAAUUACGAACCUUGAUUCAGAAAGCCCUCAGUUUUCGACUUCGGGCUUCUAAUAGUCUCGUUCGUAAUACUUCAUUUACCGCCCUUAAUACACAAUGUACUAUUUACUUUUCAAAACUAUUUGAACAAUCUUGAUAAAAAUUAAUCAUAACUCUAACAUUUUCAAUUGUUUUUAAACAAUUUCCUUUUCCAGUCAAAAGAACACCUUUUGUUCUUUAACAUAUGAAUUAUUUCUAAAGUUAUAGAUAUCGCUGCUUACGUUUGAUUUUUAUCAAUUGUUCAAAUCUUUUUGAAUAUAGGCACAGAUGUUGCACGUUGUUGUCCAAUUAAUGUAAGUCAAAAACACUAAAAUCAACCUUAUAACAAAUACGUUUAGAUGCACUUUCGGUAAUUGUUUAGUCUGAUUCCUGUUUUAAUUAAAUUCGUGACCAGAGAUGGGCAGUGGGUUAAAACCCAAUAAACUCGCCCGGGUUUUGUGCCGGGUUUUAAACUCGUCACAACCUAGUGCCGGGUUUUAACCUCGUUUAUGCCCAAAAUCGUUGGCAGCAUUCGCGUAAAAUAAUAUGGGACGUGGUAUCUUUUAUACAUGAAAAAGACUCCACACAAUAUCCACCUUGUAAUCCUGUAGACUCUCACUUCUAGGGAUGCACAUUAUGAUUCCAUUUUUUUGAAAAUCGAUUCAACUGUAUACGAUUACGAGUUUUUGUAUUGGUUCAAUGUAAUUUUCAAGCGAAUCGAUUCAAAUAGAAAGGCAAAAUAUGUACACAAGCAAUGAACAUUUUGUAAUAAUGCAUAAAACUCGAUUUAUAAAUAUUUAGUCGUAAAUAUGUAGUUAAUGCCCUCGAUUUAGGGCGUUAAAGGCUUUUAACCCGAUUAAAACAAACAAAGCGCAGAGUUAAAAUCCAGGUACUUGCCCAUCUCUGUUCAUGACAUCUCUAAUAAAUCUCUAUUCCGUUCUCUAGUGAUUUUGACAAGAUUUUUUUUAUGUGUUGUGAGUUUGGAGACUUAACGAAAUGAAUUCAAACGUUUACUAUUUAUUUCUUUUUGGUACACCUUUAUAAGGUGUUACAAAGAAUGCAUUUUGAUACACUGUGAUCCACUUUGCGGCAUACAAAAUUGUCAUAAUUUUUAUGUACCAUUGACCCAUCGAGUAUAUAACCCGAAGUAGAUAUAUAUAUAGAUAUAUAUAUGGCGUUAAUCAAUAGCCUGGAAGUAGUCUAUAUUAUGUAAAUGGCCGUG
Molecule: messenger RNA, 2327 nt
Organism: Hyposmocoma kahamanoa
Lineage: Eukaryota; Metazoa; Arthropoda; Insecta; Lepidoptera; Cosmopterigidae
Gene: Nse4
Product: EP300-interacting inhibitor of differentiation 3
Exons: 7
Coding region: 6-863 (285 amino acids)
Biological process (GO): DNA repair
Cellular component (GO): Smc5-Smc6 complex; nucleus
Source: RefSeq, a predicted model, not a curated record